AAAUGGCGCGACUCCCGGGACCGGCCCUCAAACGACGCGUGGCACGUGAUUCCCCUUGUAGUCAACCAUCUCCAACGAGCUCCAGCGUUGCCUUGAUAUCGGCGAUGGAGUUUCCCAGCAUGACCAGAAAAUAUAGCGAUGAGGAAAAGUCCCAGCUUAUCGCGAAUCUUAAUCUCGAGGUCGCCCAUCGUACUCGUCAGCUCCGGUCGUGGCUCUCGGGUGGGCUCGAAAACUUCAAGAUACAUCAGGAAGGACAUGUUUCCCGGAUACCGAAGCAGAUUCGCGGAAUGACGAUGCGCGAGUUUGGUGAGAAGUACAACGGAAACGUGCAGGCUGCUUUGCGGGGUGUACAGCGAGAGAAGAUGGCUAGUGCAGGCAACGAUCCUGCCUUUGGAGAGAUCGAUAAGGGUAUGCGGAAGAGAAAAUGGUUGGCGAGUCAGGAUCAGGAAACUAUGGUAGAACCGUCUGAGCCAAGAGCUGUGAAGAAUGCUCGCUUGGAAUCUCCACAACGACAACCUGGCUCAUCUACUGGUCCUGGUACUGCUCAACGAGCGCGUCUUUUAUCGGGGGUAACAAAAACACCUGGCAAGUCACAGGGUCGCCCGCUGCCUCGUGUUCCACAAUCUCCCAGUCCUCAGAAAUCGAAGCCACCUUUCAAUGCUGGCCCGGGUGCCGCCUUCCAAUCCAAGUUACCUUCGCCCACUAAACCCAAGUCAAAUAAUCCUCUUACCCGUUCUCGAGUCCCUUCACUAUCCACGUUCAACCCUACGUUGCCACCCAAAACGCCGGGUUAUCCAGGGAGCAAGCCUCCGAAUAGUAAUGUCAUACGCAUGCCUCGAAGAGAUGAAAGUAUGCUCAGCGUGAAUGGCUCACCGUUAGCUAAUCCCUUCGAGUUUGGCAUGAAGUGGGUGAAAGGAGCGAACGGUAGUGCAGAAGAGAUUACGCCCGACACUAGCAGGCCUACACUCAAACGGACGAAAAGCAAUAUUACUAUCUCUCGGGAUCCUUCGUUCAAUGCGAAUACCCUACACUCGCGGUCACGGUCACAGAGCAGCCUGCGCCCUUCGUCCUCCCAGCCUUCAUCUACCGCACUUUCGCGGACAAACUCUGACGCGACGCUUCCGUCGUCCCAACCAAGUCCCUCACAUAACCUGUUCACCCCCACUCGUGCACAACCGACACCGUUCCCUAAGGACUCGGAUCCUCCGCCACUUCAAAUACCCACUCUGACGAGGUCCUACUCAGUCACAAUAUCGACCAAGGACGGUCACCUUUUAGAGUUUGAUCCUCUGCAGGCUUCGCCUGGCUCCCUUGAUGCCCUUGAGGGCAUCUCAUCCAGUGCUAAGAAGCAGGCAAGAGAAGAGAUGGGUCGGCUUGUGCAAGCUGCUGUUGACAAGUGGAAGAUACGUUGAGAGGCACGCGCAUUAUUUGACCUUUAUUUAUUUCGUUCCUUCUAUACUUACACGUUUUUUUAUCUGUUCUCGAAUACCACCAUCUCUGCAUCUGUAGAAACACGCAACGCGACUGUAAUGUAUUAUUGUUCGUGGACAAUCCGAGCUCUCAGUGUAUGAUGC
Molecule: messenger RNA, 1574 nt
Organism: Desarmillaria tabescens
Lineage: Eukaryota; Fungi; Basidiomycota; Agaricomycetes; Agaricales; Physalacriaceae
Exons: 4
Biological process (GO): mitotic sister chromatid segregation
Cellular component (GO): chromosome, centromeric region; chromosome passenger complex; spindle midzone
Source: RefSeq, a predicted model, not a curated record